This is a messenger RNA of Lentinula edodes (shiitake mushroom), 639 nucleotides long. RefSeq names its product emp24/gp25L/p24 family/GOLD-domain-containing protein. Gene Ontology annotation, biological process: endoplasmic reticulum to Golgi vesicle-mediated transport; protein retention in ER lumen; Golgi organization. The transcript is spliced from 6 exons. Gene Ontology annotation, cellular component: Golgi apparatus; COPII-coated ER to Golgi transport vesicle; endoplasmic reticulum-Golgi intermediate compartment. The record is from RefSeq and is a predicted model, not a curated record. The coding region runs from base 1 to 639 and encodes 212 amino acids. NCBI's taxonomy places the organism in Eukaryota, Fungi, Basidiomycota, Agaricomycetes, Agaricales, Omphalotaceae.
AUGAUAGAACGUAUAAUAUUCACCCUUAUUUUCCUUCUCCGCCUAUCUAUACUUGCUCAUGGCUCAGCAUUGACUACAGCAAUAGCCGCCAACGAACGAUUAUGCUUUUAUGCUGAUGUAGAUAAAGCCGGAGAGAAAAUUGGUUUCUAUUUCGCAGUUCAAUCUGGUGGCUCCUUCGAUAUCGACUUUGAUGUGAAAGACCCUAAUGAAAAGGUACUCUUGGACGGUGAACGCGAGCGUCAGGGGGACUACGUCUUUACUGCUAACACAGUAGGAGAGUACUCCUUCUGCUUCGAGAACGACAUGUCAACGCUUACCGAGAAACUCAUCGACUUUGAUAUCAUGGUGGAAAGCGAACCAAGGCGUGAAGCUCCGGCAAAGGCAGGCCAAAUAUCGGAGCACACAAGUGCGUUGGAGGAGAGCAUAUUCCGUCUGAACGGGAUGUUGAUGAAUAUUAAGAGGACUCAGAAACAUUUCCACACCCGCGAUAACCGAGGCUUCUCGAUCGUUCAGUCCACCCAAAAUCGUCUAUUCUGGUAUGCUAUCUUCGAGAGCUUGGCAAUGGUUGGAAUGGCUAUAUUCCAGGUCUACGUUCUGCAAACCUUUUUUACAAAGACUGGCCGUCGAUACAAAGUCUAA